Messenger RNA from Lates calcarifer (barramundi perch), 4609 nucleotides. It is a transcript of the gene il6st, whose product is annotated as interleukin 6 cytokine family signal transduce. NCBI's taxonomy places the organism in Eukaryota, Metazoa, Chordata, Actinopteri, Centropomidae. Gene Ontology annotation, molecular function: cytokine binding; cytokine receptor activity. The coding region runs from base 161 to 2857 and encodes 898 amino acids. The transcript has 16 exons. Gene Ontology annotation, cellular component: external side of plasma membrane; membrane; signaling receptor complex. The record is from RefSeq and is a predicted model, not a curated record. Gene Ontology annotation, biological process: cytokine-mediated signaling pathway.
GGGUGGUCCUACCCAGACCUGGGACGGACAUGACAGUAAUAGUUUAAAAUUAAUACAACUUACCUCGACGAUUGCUGGUUUUAGCCAUAACUAGAGAUGGUGUUGAUCUAGCGAAGAUUAAAUUGGGUCCUAACAGAUGCCAGUUAGGUAGUCAAUCAUCAUGCUGUCUGCGAGAGUGUCCCAGCUGCUGGUAUUAGCUUGCCUUGCCUCUUGUCUACCCGCUAGAGGUGAAAAUGACAGCCAUUUGGUGAUAGCCCCACAGGAUCCAGUGCUUGACAUUGAGACUAACUUCACAGCUACAUGCAUGAUCAUUAACACAGCUGAAGUUACAGUAGAUGACCUCUACUGGACUCUUUCUGGAACUACUGUACCCAAAGAACAGUACACUAAAAUCAACAGAACAACUCUCAAUGUCACUCUCCGUGUGACCAGUGAAGAAAGAGAAUUGUUAAUGUGCCGUUGCAAGAAGGUAUCAGUCAGUGUUAUCCUGAAUGAAGGCAAAUUUAUGCACGGGAUCUUCCUUACAAAAGGCUAUCUUCCAGGAAAGCCUGAGAAUCUGUCCUGUAUAGCCCCUCAGGAGGGAAAGCAAAUAUCUCCAACUGUCACCUGUUACUGGGAACCAGUAGGACGCCAAAGCAAAGAUGUCCCUACAACAUACACACUGUUUUUUAAAACCAUCAAUGAUGUCACCUAUAAUGUGUCAACUCAAGAAAGCAGUUCCCAAGUAUUUCUGAAAAUUUUCCCCAUGUUUAUGGAAGUGGAGGUCUGGGUGGUGGCACACAAUAAACUGGGAACAAUUGAGUCUGAACAUCUGAAUAAAGAAGCCAGCUAUUUUGUGAAAACAAACCCUCCAACAGACAUCAAGGUCAUUUCAGAGAGGAGUUUUCCAACCUCCCUCCUCAUUAACUGGACUCGUCCCAUUGGCAAACAAUAUGUGACAUUAACAUAUGAAAUCAGAUUCUGCCCAAGUGGAUCUCAGAAUUGGACAUAUGUACCUCGUGUGGACACUGCCAAAGACAUACUGUCCUUCAGACUCCAGUAUCUUCAGCCAUACACAGUUUAUAUCACUCAGGUGCGCUGCAAAACUGAUAGAGAGGGCUACGGUUACUGGAGUGAAUGGAGCACCAGUGUGUCCAAGAGAACACCAGAGGCCCGACCAAAAGGUAAACCGGACUUGUGGAAAAUCAUGGCUGAUAGUAACAGCAUUAAUGGCCGACAAGUGCAGUUUAUGUGCAAGGAUCCUGUGUUUACUAAUGGGAGGAUAAUACGAUAUGAAAUAGAGAUCCAAGACCAAAAGGAUAAAGUCAAGAAUGAGUGGGAGAGUAUCCCAGUCAACAGGUCAGAGGCUGACAGCAGCUCUAUCCAGAGGAAAGUUACUGUCCUUAAAGAGAUUCACCUGCCUGACAAGAAAUCCAUACACGUGUCCAUCAUUGCCGUCAAUUCUGAGGGAAAAUCUGAUGCAGCAUCGUUAAUCAUCCCUGAAAAAGCACAUGAACUUGACCCAGUGGAAGAGUUGAGGGUAUGGCCUGAUGGGGGCCAGAUGUGGUUGGAAUGGAAACCCCCCAGCAACAGAGCUGCGUCAGAGUAUGUGGUGGAGUGGGUCACUGGUGAUAAGAUAGACUGGCAGAGGGAAGACAGAAGCACCACACGCACUGUCAUUAAAGGCAAACUGGAGAAGUUUAUUUGCUACACUGUGUCUGUGUAUCCAAUAUACUCUGGAAAAGUGAUUGGGAAGCCAGCAAGUAAAGAAGUCUAUCAGGAGGAAGGAGCUCCACUGGAAGGCCCCAUUGUUAGUCUGAAUGGUAAACCAGGACGUAAUGAAGCUGAGCUAGUGUGGACAGAGAUUCCCAAAUAUAGACGGCAAGGCUUCAUCACAAGCUACACGAUAUAUUGUACAAGUGAGACUUCGCGAGACACACGUGAGAUAACAGUGCCAGCUAACACCACCUCAUACACUCUGAGGUCAUUGUCAGGCAACACCAACUAUGCCAUUUCAAUCAAGGCUUCAACCAAAGGAGGCUCAGUCACUGGCAUUAAUCACUCAUUCACCACUCUGAAAUAUGCACAAGGAGAGAUUGAGCUCAUCGUGGUUGGAGUAAGCCUUGGCUUUCUGUUCGUUGUUGUCAUGACCAUGCUGCUCUGUAUCUACAAAAAAGAUGUGAUCAAGAGGAACCUCUGGCCUCAGAUUCCAAACCCUGGAGAAAGCACCAUUGGAAACUGGUCUCCUGAUUAUCCUUUGAAAGCAGAGACACCAAAGGAGAACUGUGUGUCUGGCAUCAGUGUGCUUGAUGUGGAUGCGUGUGAUGGAAAGUGUGUAUUUGAGGAGGACAAGGCCAGUCUUCCUCUGAAGAAGGACAAGUAUCUGUCUGAGGAGCACAGCAGUGGCAUCGGUGGCUCCUCCUGCAUGUCCUCACCUCGCCAGAGUGUGUCUGACAGCGAUGAGGGCGGUGACAUGGCUGACACUACAGCCAGCACUGUUCAGUACUCCUCGGUGGUGGCCUCCAAUGGUUAUAAGGGUCAGACCCCAAGCUCCCAACCCCAGCAGUCCAUAUUUUCACGGUCUGAGUCCACGCAGCCCCUGCUGGACUCUGAGGAGAACUCAGACAUGUUGGUGCAGGAGGGCAGCAGACAGUCCCACCGGUUCCCACAACAGCCCUGCUUCACACACAGCACCAACUCUGCUGACUUCAACCAGAUGGAGAUGGAGCAGCAGGAGGUGCUGGAGCCUCUGGACUUCUGUCCCCUGGAGGAGGACUCAGAGCAGACAACACCUACAGACGACCAGUCAGCUGACUGGCUGCCAGCAGCACCAGUCUCCAGCUACAUGCCUCAGCUGGGUGGCUACAGGCCACAGUGAGACAGACCGGGCUCACAUCAUCUGUGUGAAUGCUCUGUGCCUUUGUUAUUGUUAAAUGUGCAUUUCAAGUCUGUGAAGGAGUGAAGAUGACUGUACCAGUAUGUCUUUUGCACAUAAGCAAGUAUAAAUAAGAUGAUUUGGGAAAAUGCUCUGUUAUAUACAAUGUGAAUAAGAGCUUGGAGCAGUGGUUUACUAACUGUGUUCACAUGGAACAAUUAUAAGCCAUAUCUUUGUAGUAAAUGAAUGGCCAAAAAUACAUAACAUGUGUAUAUGGAUGCUUUGAGCUACACAGUAAAUGUUACAUUUCAAAAUGUCUUCUAAACAUGACACAAGUGUGAAUCACAGAUUCAGGACUGAAGGGUGCUACAGCAGACACCCUCUGUUUGAACAGUCUCUUGCUGUAGUGCCCUCUUGUGGAGGAUGUUACAGGGGAUGUUACAAAUUGUUACCUGGCCAUUGUUAUUCAAUGUACAUUCUGUAUGUUUUCAGCUUAAGUAGAUACACUGCAAAUGAAUGUAAUCAAAUAACAUGAAUUCAUACUGACAUGUACUGCUUAUGAGAUGCCAGUGCAUGUUCAAUCAAAAGUUUCAUUUAACUGCCUUUCAAAAUGAAGAAAAGGAAAUGGGAAAAACAACAUAUGAGUAAUGUUCACUUUCUUACUGUACAUUACUCAUAUGGCAUAAUUUAGUUGAGGGUGACUCCACUACUUCAUUUGAGGAUUUUAGGUCUUUAAUGUUCAUUUCAUAUAUAGAAACAAAAUUAUUCUGUUAUAAUACUCAGUGUUCACUGUGGCUAUGACAGUCAGCAUUACCUCUUCCUUUCUUAUCUAGUGUUGAGAUACAAUGUUGAAUUUACUAACCUAAACAGCUGUGGUCCUGUGCUCCUUACUAUAAGAACCCUCUGAUAUCAGUCCCUGAUGGACCUAAUAUGUCACUUUCAACUGGCAUCAGCUCGGUGUUACAGUAAACUCACGUCCUGCUGUGAAAAAUCAGUCGAUUUCUGAUUUUUUUUGCACUGCAUACAAUGUCGAGCAGUUAUUGAGAAGCAUCGUGACAACAUGAUCAGUCACUCACCUGUGAUCCUAGUCAGACCUGAUCUCAGCAGCAAAACAUCUUACUUAAAGUGGCUACAAUCAAUAUUUUUAGAAUAAUGUAUGGAAUAAUGUAAGAGGGGUGUGUGGUAGUGAUGAGAAUUGGCUGGAUCUGCAGCUCCCCUCAGUUUUAGAUUCAGCUCAUUGUUUAUCUUUGAUGUUUGGGUUCAUUCUCACCACUCUUGUGUCAUUUCCGGCAGCAGCAGCAAAAAAAGCUUUGAUAAACCCACCACUGUAUUCUACCUGCUUAACAGCAGACACAGACAGACAAGCUGGUGAACAUCGAAGAGCAUUUAGCAGCUAGAGAUGUAGGUGGACGUAACACCAGUCCAAAUGAAUGACCAUGUAGCUGGAUGUGGAAACAAGCAACUGUUUGCUAAGAAGUUCACCAUAUCAACCUAAAAGGUGAUAUGUUUGCUUCGAAGAGGCCAAAACAUUCAGUUACUGCCAUUUUCUGAAAUAUGACAAAGUAAGAGACAUAUUAAUGAAACACCUGUGGAUACAAGACAGUGGAGGACUACCUUUAAACAACUGACCAGCACUAUUUUCAGUUUGAACUGUUGAAGAGGUCACAUAUUUAGCUGCAGAUGAAGGUUAAGGUUCUUUUUGGAACACUCUAAAUGAUUAUCAUUAUAUAAUAUGAAAUAAAUCUUUUAACUAAU